CUCCUCCAUCCGCUUCCGCCGCGGCGCCAACUCCUCCUCCGCCUCCUCCAUCGACGCCGCAGCCUCCUCCGCCUUCGCCGCCGCGGCUACCCUCCUGCCCCACCUCCUCUCCCCUUGCGCCGCCGCCUCCUCCUCAUCCCCUUCCCCCUCUCCGUCAGCCCCCGCGUCCUUCCCCGCCACCAUCUCGGCGCCUCCGCUGGCGCCCCGGUGGCCGUGGAGCUGCCGUGCGGGAUGGCCGUCGGCUCGCGCGUCACGGUGGUGGCCCAGCCGACGAGGAGGGACAGGGCGGCGUCGUCGCAGUUCAUGGUGGAGCUGCUCGACACCAAGGCCGUCCAGGGGGAGGAGCCGCCCAGGAUCAGAGGCGACUUCAGCGGCCGCCCCGUCAUCGAGCUCAACACCUGCUACCACAUGCAGUGGGCGCUGCCGCAGCGCUGCGAGGGCCCGGCGUCCCGGCCCAACGAGGACAGAGUUGAUGGCCUCACCUCUGCCGACUGAACCAGUCAAGUGUGAGAAAUGGACUCGGGAAUGUCUGCACAGUGGAAGGCCUCACCUCUGCCGACUGAACCUGUCGAGCUGUUCAUUGGCAUCCUUUCUGCAGCCAACAAUUUCGCCGAGUGGAUGGCCGGCCGCAAGUCAUGGAUGAUUGCUACAAGGAAAUCAUCUAACAGUGUUGGCCGGUUCUUCGUCACUCUGAAUGGGAAAAAGAGGUCAGCGAGGAGCUGAAGAAGGAGGCAGAGUUCUUUGGUGACAUUGUUCUCGUCCCUUUCAUGGAUAGCUAUGACCUCAUUGUUUUAAAGACUAUUGCCAUUGCUGAGUAUGGGGAAUGGGAAGAAGAAGUAUACCCACCUUACGCAAA
Aegilops tauschii subsp. strangulata is the source of this 856-nucleotide messenger RNA. The record is from RefSeq and is a predicted model, not a curated record. NCBI's taxonomy places the organism in Eukaryota, Viridiplantae, Streptophyta, Magnoliopsida, Poales, Poaceae.